UCAAAGUGUAGUGUCUGUUCUUAUCAGCUUAAUUCUGUUUAAUGGACACCUGCACACCCCUGUCCUGAUGAUAGAAUCUCCUGUGGCUAUUUUUGAAAAAAUUGAUGCUGUCCUAGAGAUUUAUUUUUCUUCUGAGGCUGCUUUGCAUACAGAUACAGCUGAUUUGCAUAUGUACUGUUCUGAUGCUACUUUGGAGGAAAAUUCUCCCUCUCUUUCUUCUACAGACACACUAUUGUGGAUAGCUGCUGCUCCUGCGCACUCCAGUGCCAGGAAAACCCAGCAGAACCCUGCUCCAAAGACCCGAGCCACCAGCAAGGAUGGAAACACCAGAAGCCAGCGGAAAAAAAACCCCACUGGACACCUCCUCUGGAAAAAUAAGCAGCAGAAAACCAGCUCUUCGAGACCCCACUUCCAGAAGGAAGGAGGUGACUACAGCUUCCCUGAGGAGGGGCACCAGAAGAACCUCACCUGCUCCUCCGGUCCAGGAUACUGAACACCGGCCUACUGCUCCCGAAACGGACGAUACUGGAGGAGUCCCCCCGAGGAUCCAGGUCCAGGAUGCUAAUCGUCCCCCCGCUGGGAAGGAUGCUGCUGGAGGAGCCCCCCCAUCGACCAAGAACCAGGACUCUGAUGGCCCCCCCGCUGGGAAGGAUGCUGCCGGAGGAGCCCCCGCAACAACUGAGGACCAAGACGCUGCUCACAGCCCCACCUGGAGGGAUGACCAGCAGCUGCGGGGAGGCUACCUGUCUAUACACCUACCCUGGGAAGACUCGUCUGCGGAGCACCAGCAGCUGCAGAGAGACUACCCCCCGCUGCCGGAGGAGGAGAUCCCCACUAACCAACUGCUGCCCGGGUCGAACAUCAGAAGUGCGCCCCUUCACGACCACGCCGCUCCAGAUCCCACAAGACCUCCCCGCCGCCCACCGGCCACCCCAGCCGCCAAGAGACGCCUCCCCCGUCCUCCUGCGCUCGCAGAUCACGCCCCCCACACCCCAGCAGCUACGAGAUGACUCCCCUGCUCCACUGCGGUCGCCGGACACACCUGCUGCACCCAGCACCGCACGCCGCCGAGGAGUAAAUCCCCCGACCCGCUACAGUACACCUGCACCCCCCAGGAACUCCAGCCGCCGGGGGGAAUCCUCAGUGCUCCUGAGACUCAGCUACCACCGAAGGACGCUGCCCCCCUCGCCAGCUGUGCACCAGAAAAUGACCAGGAAGGCCCCAACGCCCCACAAGAUGGCUGCUUCGCCCCAGACACCAUCUACCUCCAAUACCCCCUCACUGCAGAUGCGCUCAUCUGCCCCAUCUGCCUGCCGCCUCGACGCUUUCAUCUCCUCGGAGGGGUCACCAGACACCUGAAGAGGUGCC
Molecule: messenger RNA, 1368 nt
Organism: Gopherus flavomarginatus (Mexican gopher tortoise)
Lineage: Eukaryota; Metazoa; Chordata; Testudines; Testudinidae
Product: serine/arginine repetitive matrix protein 1-like
Exons: 2
Coding region: 559-1359 (266 amino acids)
Source: RefSeq, a predicted model, not a curated record